Molecule: messenger RNA, 1006 nt
Organism: Capsella rubella
Lineage: Eukaryota; Viridiplantae; Streptophyta; Magnoliopsida; Brassicales; Brassicaceae
Product: putative dual specificity protein phosphatase DSP8
Exons: 6
Coding region: 71-760 (229 amino acids)
Biological process (GO): protein dephosphorylation
Molecular function (GO): phosphatidylinositol-4,5-bisphosphate 5-phosphatase activity; protein tyrosine/serine/threonine phosphatase activity
Source: RefSeq, a predicted model, not a curated record
GAUAUCGUUGAAGAAUGGUGAAAUAAAUCGUUGACCAACUCUCACACUCUUUGAAAUAGUCUUCCCGGCGAUGACCGAUGAAACGGAGGGAGAUGACGAGACUCAGCAGCGAUCAUCACGAAACGACAGCGUUUAUAGGAGGAAGAAGAAGAAAAAGGGUGAUAAAGCAAAGAGAGCUCUAAUCGGAGCGGGUGGUCGGAUCCUGUUUUACCCAACUCUUUUCUACAACCUCGUCCGCUUCAAACUCCAGUCUCAGUUCCGAUGGUGGGAUCAAAUCGAUCAGUAUCUUCUGAUGGGAGCUGUUCCGUUUCGUAAGGAUGUUCCGAGAUUGAAACAUCUAGGCGUUGGUGGCGUAAUCACUCUUAAUGAACCUUUUGAGACUUUGGUACCAUCCUCUUUGUAUAAUGCUUAUGAAAUGGAGCAUCUAGUGAUACCAACACGUGAUUACCUGUUUGCUCCUUCGAUUGCUGACAUAACUCGAGCCGUCAACUUCAUUCACAAGAAUGCCUUGCUUGGUAAAACAACCUACGUCCAUUGCAAAGCUGGUCGAGGAAGAAGUACAACUGUUGUUCUCUGCUAUUUGUUUGAGCAUAAGGGCAUGACCGUAGCUGCAGCUUUUGAACAUGUGCGCUCGAUAAGACCGCGGGUUUUACUGCAUCCUUCGCAGAGGAAAGUUGUUGAGGAAUAUAACAACAGACUACAAUCUCCUUUGAGUGAAACAGCAUUCGUCGCAACCUCUGAUGUAAAUGGCAUAGAUUAGUCAGUCAUGGCUCAGCUAUUCCAGCAUCGAUCAAAAGCUAAGUCAGGAGGUUUUUGCAAAGACUUCUCUGUUUCUCCUUUUGGCUCGGUUAAAAUUUCUGGUUUUGACCCUCUGAUCCCGCUUGGUUCCUGCAAAAUUGUGGCCGGUCCAACUGAUUAAAUUAUAUUCAAGUAACCAAAUGACUUGUUCAUUAACAAUUGUUUAUAUACAAUUUUUAGUGAUAUAUUUGUUUUGAGUUUGGUCUUA